Boleophthalmus pectinirostris (great blue-spotted mudskipper) is the source of this 5791-nucleotide messenger RNA. Its product is annotated as poly [ADP-ribose] polymerase tankyrase-1-like. Lineage: Eukaryota; Metazoa; Chordata; Actinopteri; Gobiiformes; Gobiidae. The transcript has 29 exons. Gene Ontology annotation, molecular function: NAD+ poly-ADP-ribosyltransferase activity; protein binding. The record is from RefSeq and is a predicted model, not a curated record. Bases 34 to 3867 code for a protein of 1277 amino acids.
UGUUGUUGCCAGUGGGACUGUUGUGUUGUGGAAAUGGCGACGCCUCGUCGCUCUUCUCAGCAGCAGCAGCCAAAUCUGGGGCUGUCAACCCCGUCCCGCAGCACCUCUCUCCCGGUCACUCCUCCGGUCUCCCCGACGCCAGCAGCCGAUCAUGCUGGCUCAGGCGCACAGGGAGCAGUGGAUAACCGGGCGGACGGUGAAGUGAGCCCGGCCUCUCCCAGCAGCCCCGCGCUGGCCCUCUCCAGCAGCAGCUUCAGUAGCAGCACCGUGAGCAGCACUAGCAGCAGCGCUAGCUCCCCCAGUACCACCGAGAGCAGCGCGACCAGCGCCGUGUCCUCCCCGGACUCAGGCAGCGGUGCCGCGGGGAGCAGCGGGGCCAGUGGUGCCGGUGCUAAUGGGGCUUUUCGGGAGCUGUUUGAAGCCUGUCGGAACGGGGACGUGUCCAGGGUGAAGAAGCUGGUAGAUGCAGUGAACGUGAACGCCAAAGACAUGGCAGGACGUAAAUCCACUCCUCUGCACUUUGCAGCUGGCUUCGGGAGAAAAGAUGUAGUGGACCACCUACUUCAGACAGGGGCUAAUGUACACGCUCGGGACGAUGGAGGCCUCAUCCCUCUUCAUAAUGCCUGCUCCUUUGGACACUCCGAGGUGGUGUCCUUGUUGCUGUGUCAGGGUGCUGACCCCAAUGCCAGAGACAACUGGAACUACACUCCACUACACGAGGCGGCCAUUAAGGGCAAGAUAGACGUCUGCAUUGUGCUGCUGCAGCAUGGAGCCGACCCCAACAUCCGCAACACGGACGGGAAGUCUGCGCUGGACCUGGCCGAACCCUCCGCCAAGGCUGUGCUCACAGGUGAAUACAAGAAGGAUGAGCUGCUGGAGGCUGCGAGGAGCGGAAACGAAGAGAAGCUAAUGGCCUUGCUAACUCCCCUGAACGUCAAUUGCCACGCUAGCGACGGACGCAAGUCAACACCUCUCCACCUGGCUGCAGGAUACAACCGAGUGCGGAUAGUGCAGCUCCUGCUACAGCACGGAGCAGAUGUUCACGCCAAGGACAAGGGUGGACUGGUGCCUCUACACAAUGCCUGUUCCUAUGGGCACUAUGAAGUCACGGAGCUGCUGCUUAAGCAUGGCGCCUGUGUAAAUGCCAUGGACCUGUGGCAGUUCACUCCUCUCCAUGAAGCAGCCUCUAAAAACCGAGUGGAGGUGUGCUCUCUCCUGCUGAGCCAUGGAGCUGACCCCACACUACUCAACUGUCACAGCAAGAGCUCUGUGGACAUGGCCCCCACCCCCGAGCUCAAGGAGAGGCUUAUGUACGAAUUCAAGGGCCACUCGCUGCUCCAAGCCGCUAGGGAGGCUGACAUGGCCAAGGCUAAGAAGACGCUAGCCCUGGAGAUCAUCAACUUCAAACAUCCACACACACACGAGACAGCCCUGCACUGUGCUGUGGCAUCACCUCACCCCAAGAGGAAGCAAGUGACAGAGCUGCUGCUAAGGAAGGGCGCCAACGUCAACGAGAAGAAUAAGGACUUCAUGACACCUCUGCAUGUGGCAGCGGAGCGGGCUCACAAUGACAUCAUGGAGGUGCUGCAGAAACAUGGGGCCAAGGUAAAUGCCCUGGACACACUGGGUCAGACGGCUCUCCACCGUGCGGCUCUGGCUGGACACCUUCAGACCUGUCGGCUGUUGCUAGGAUACGGAGCCGAUGCCUCGCUGGUGUCGCUGCAGGGCUUCACCGCUGCUCAGAUGGGAAAUGAAGCCGUUCAGCAAAUACUCAAUGAAAACGUGCCGGUGAGAAACUCUGAUGUGGACUACAGACUACUGGAGGCUGCUAAAGCUGGAGACCUGGACACUGUCAAGUCACUCUGCACAGCCCAGAAUGUGAAUUGUCGAGAUUUGGAAGGUCGUCACUCUACGCCUCUUCACUUUGCUGCCGGCUACAACCGUGUUUCAGUGGUGGAGUAUCUCCUACACCAUGGGGCCGAUGUCCACGCCAAGGACAAAGGUGGGCUGGUUCCCCUCCAUAACGCCUGUUCGUACGGACACUACGAGGUGGCAGAGCUGCUGGUCAGACAUGGAGCCUCGGUAAACGUGGCGGAUCUGUGGAAGUUCACCCCACUACACGAGGCUGCAGCCAAGGGCAAAUAUGAGAUCUGCAAACUGCUUUUGAAGCAUGGAGCAGACCCAACCAAGAAGAACCGUGAUGGAAACACACCUUUAGAUCUGGUAAAAGACGGGGACACAGACAUCCAGGACCUGUUGAGAGGUGACGCCGCCCUGCUGGACGCUGCAAAGAAAGGCUGCCUGGCCCGAGUGCAGAAGUUAUGCAGUCCAGAUAACAUUAACUGCAGGGACACACAGGGACGCAACUCCACUCCACUACAUCUGGCAGCCGGAUAUAACAACCUCGAGGUGGCGGAAUAUUUGUUGGAGCAUGGAGCGGAUGUGAAUGCCCAGGACAAAGGAGGUCUCAUCCCACUGCACAAUGCUGCGUCCUAUGGGCACGUAGAUAUCGCCGCCCUGCUGAUCAAGUACAACACGUGCGUCAAUGCCACAGACAAGUGGGCAUUCACUCCACUGCACGAGGCGGCGCAGAAGGGCAGGACUCAGCUCUGUGCCCUCCUAUUGGCCCACGGAGCAGACCCCACCAUGAAGAACCAGGAAGGACAGACGCCGCUGGACCUGGCAACGGCGGAUGACAUCAGAGCCUUGCUGAUCGAUGCUAUGCCUCCAGAUGCCCUGCCCAGCUGUCUGAAACCACAAGCCACUGUGGUGAGUGCCAGUGUAGUGAGCACUGGUGCUGCAGGCGGCGUGGUCAUCUCUCCAUCCCCAUCCCCGUCCUGUCUGUCCGCAGCCAGCAGUAUAGACAACCUGAGCGUGCCCCUCAGUGACAUCACAGUGGGUGGUGCCACAGGGACAGGAGACGGGGCAUCGGGAUCAGACAGGAAGGAAGGAGAAACACUGCUCGACAUGACCAUAAACCAGUUCCUGAAGAGUUUAGGACUUGAGCAUCUUCGGGACAUUUUCCAAAGAGAGCAGAUUUCACUGGACGUUCUGGCCGACAUGGGUCAUGAGGAGCUCAAAGAGAUUGGCAUCAACGCUUACGGCCACAGACACAAACUCAUCAAGGGCAUCGAGAGGCUUCUGGGAGGCCAGCAAGGUGCCAACCCAUACCUGACAUUCCACUGUUCGAGCCAGGGCACAGUCCUCAUUGACCUCUCGCCGGACGACAAGGAGUUCCAGUCGGUGGAGGAGGAGCUCCAGAGCACUAUCAGAGAGCACCGAGAUGGAGGCAACGCGGGCGGAGUCUUCAGUCGGUACAAUAUCAUUAAGAUUCAGAAAGUGGUGAAUAAGAAGUUACGGGAAAGAUACACGCACAGACAAAAAGAGAUCGCAGACGAAAACCACAACCAUCACAACGAGCGCAUGCUGUUUCACGGGUCUCCGUUCAUUAAUGCUAUCAUCCACAAAGGCUUCGAUGAGCGUCAUGCCUACAUCGGGGGCAUGUUUGGGGCAGGAAUCUACUUUGCCGAGAACUCCUCCAAAAGUAACCAGUAUGUGUACGGGAUUGGUGGAGGCACAGGAUGUCCGACCCACAAAGACCGCUCCUGCUACGUGUGCCAUAGACAAAUGCUGUUCUGCAGAGUGACAUUGGGUAAGUCCUUCCUUCAGUUCAGUGCGAUGAAAAUGGCCCACGCUCCUCCAGGUCACCACUCGGUCAUCGGUCGCCCCAGUGUCAACGGGCUGGCCUACGCGGAGUAUGUCAUCUACAGAGGGGAGCAGGCUUAUCCGGAAUACUUGAUCACGUAUCAGAUUGUGAAGCCGGAAAGUGUGGCCACCCCUGCUGCCUCUGCCGAACAGAAGUCUUAAGGAUCCUAACAAGACCGUGUACUACAGAAUAUAUAGACUCAAGAGGUGUUUUAAACCUCGAGAAGAGCCCUUGGAGCCGAGGCAGACUGAAAACACCAAGGCGAUGCGUGGAGGUGGGGCGCAUAUAGAAAGGAGAUUAGCCCAAAUAUGGAGUUGUGAAUCUCUGUUUCAUUCUUCAAGGCAAAAACACAUUCCUUUGUUCUCCUCAUACUCCCUGUCAUUUGAUAUUUAUUCUGGAAAAAGUCCCUGGGGCCACAAAGCAAAAAUAAGAGCUUUUUUUUUUCAUUUCAAGCCCUAUUCUUUCACAUUAUUUUUUCAUGUUUAAAAAUGAAUGUUGUUUGGGAGCAGAGUCUGCUUUUGUUAAAAGGACAAAAUGACAAUCCAGAGGUGCAUUGUAUUGCUCAAAACUGGGACCACGAUACAAUUUUCUACAUCACAAUAGGUACAUGGAUCAAGUUACAUUUCAGUGCUAUCAAUAUAUAACAUAAUAUCUUUAUAUUUAUUUAUUUUUUAUUUUGUUUACACACAUCUGCUGCCUUUCAUUGAACUUGCGUACUGGCUGCCUCCUAGUGGUGUAACAAAGGAACAAGCUUAAUUACACAAUUAGUCAAGACUCUAUUUUUUAGAAUGUGAACAGCUUGCCUCCAAAUCAUCCAGUAGGUUUAAAGAUGUUGUGCCAGAUUUUGACUGUCUUCAAAAAGCAGAACUAGCUCAUUAUAAAUUGUCGGUCCAGAUUUUUUCCUCACUUACCUAUAUGCAUUCUGAGCAUCCUAAUUAUUCACAUUGAUGAGUUUAUAAGAGCUUCUAACAGCUUUCAGAGGCAAGACACUAGAACUUUGCUUUGCCUUCAUGGUAAUGCUAACAACUACUAGUAUGCAAAACAUGCACUUCCUGAUGCUUGGACAAUUAGAUGCAGACAGUAUGCAGCUGACUUAUUUUGACUUUAAGAGCUGUUUAUACAAUAUAUCUGUACUGGGGUGAGACACAUUUUGCUGAAAUACAUGGAAAAAAUUAGGCACAGCCACUUUAAGCAUAGAGGCUAAGGUUUAAUAGUUUGAUGAAGAACGGCCAAUAAUACACAAAUGUUUACUUUACACUACCAUAAUUCACCUCACAGUUAUUGAGUUUUUUUCAGUGUUUUAAUAUGAUGUAUUUAUUUAUUAACACUUAAAUAUCACACUGCUAUGGGACCACACUGGUUUUCAUUUUGAUUUCCACAUUUCUAUAAUCCAUCGUGAAUUGCCUUAAACUUAAACUAUAUAUCUACAACACUUUGACACGUAUCGUUAUUUGUUGUAUGGGCUAGGCUAGGUCAAAUCCUUGAUCAGGGUGCCUCUAAUACAUAAUGUGAAGUUAACUUUGGAUUUUGCUGUGGAGACAUGGGCCUAGUAUUUUGAAUAUCAGUAUUUCUUCAUAGGCGACCGUGUCUCAAGGCAGCAUUUGAUCUAGCCGGGCAGUAGUUGGCACAUUUAACUUUGAUAAAAUAGACUGAAUCAAAGUGCGCUGAGUUAUGCCAUUAAAAUAACUUCACGAGAAAGGAAAUGGGGUAAAAAGAAUUCAGAUCUAAUUGUGAUAAUUUUGAGUGAGAUUACAGAAAUGACCAGAGCAGGUGGACAAUUUAAAACCCUGCUAGAUAGGCCUUUUAUGAGAUAUGUUAAACAUUAUUUUCAUGUAAAGACUUUAAUGUGACUACUCUUUGGAAUUGUGUUGUGUCUGGUUUGUGUUUUGCUGGACCGCGGACCAGGCAGCCAUUGUUGUGUAAAUAUAUUGAGAGAAACGCAGUGAAUGUGCUCUUCAAACUGGAGUGAUAAAGGCGUUCUCUCUUCAUCAUGUGUAUUCUGUGUACAGAUGUACAGUCUGACAGCUAACAUGUGGAACAAACACUUGUACAGAACAAAAUCCUUAAUAAAUCAGCUCAACUGUG